Molecule: messenger RNA, 780 nt
Organism: Cylicocyclus nassatus
Lineage: Eukaryota; Metazoa; Nematoda; Chromadorea; Rhabditida; Strongylidae
Source: the annotation of a GenBank genome assembly
AUGAUCAUGAUUUAUAUGAUUUCCUGGUGGUGUAAGAUUUAUGAUUGGCAGUCCCAUAGCAACAGGAAUGGCUCUGCUUUCCCCGGAGCAAAUCAUGCUCACAGUGCUGCUCAUUCCCCGGGCGAUAAUGAGUUUGCUCAGCCAUCAAAUGGAACGCUGAAUUCUUCUUCUUCAACAGCGAAACCUUUUACGUCCAAUCAAAGCCGUCAGCAAUCAACUCAUCAGAGGAAAUUGUCGAUGCCAUCACAGUUUCCUGCUGCAUCCAGAGGCUCGGAGCCACGAACGUCACAGCUCACGGAUCUCUUGAAGCAGUCAUUCACUCCGAAAAGGGGAACUACAGCUCGAGGUGAAUUCUCGAAGGGUGUGCUCACAAGCACCGCUGAACCUUUACUAACAACUGAGUUCGUGCCGUGGUGUAGCCGUAUUUUUGUUCAGCCAAUAUUGGAUCUUAUCUAUUGUAAGGAGGAGGUCGAAGAUUUCACGGAUCGUGCACUUACUUUGGUAAAUCCUACUGACUGGGCUAUUUUCGUGGAGCAGGGACAGCGUCAGCAAGCACAUCACGAAUUUGAACACUUUAGGACAACAAGCUGUGACGCCCAACUAGUCUUUACUCGUAUACCCAGAUGUGCUGCCUCCAUCUCACUUUCAAUGCUUCGGAAGUGCAUUUAUUCGACAGAUGGAGAUCAAAUUUAUAUAACGCGAUUUGAAAAAUCUUACACCACUCUUGCGCGGAAGUUUUCGUGCAAUGGAGAUAACCCCUUCAACCCCUUAACCCCUUAA